Molecule: messenger RNA, 1252 nt
Organism: Coregonus sp. 'balchen'
Lineage: Eukaryota; Metazoa; Chordata; Actinopteri; Salmoniformes; Salmonidae
Source: the annotation of a GenBank genome assembly
GAAGAAGAGGAGGAGAGAGCAGUCAAAGAAGAAGAGGAGGAGAGAGCAGUCAAAGAAGAAGAGGGGGACAGAGCAGUCAAAGAAGAAGAGGAGGAGAGAGCAGUCAAAGAAGAAGAGGAGGAGAGAGUAGUCAAAGAAGAAGAGGAGAACAGGGAUGUGUCUGCUCCAGAUCUAGAGGAAGAGGAGGAAGAAGUAGAUAGUAUCACUGACCCAGGUAAGUUCAGGUGUGGAGUACGGAGAGAGGUUGGUGCCUUGGAUCUAGAGGAAGAAGUAGAUAGUAUCACUGACCCAGGUAAGUUCAGGUGUGGAGUACGGAGAGAGGUUGGUGCCUUGGAUCUAGAGGAAGAAGUAGAUAGUAUCACUGACCCAGGUAAGUUCAGGUGUGGAGUACGGAGAGAGGUUGGUGCCUUGGAUCUAGAGGAAGAAGUAGAUAGUAUCAGUGACCCAGGUAAGUUCAGGUGUGGAGUACGGAGAGAGGUUGGUGCCUUGGAUCUAGAGGAAGAAGUAGAUAGUAUCACUGACCCAGGUAAGUUUAGGUGUGGAGUACAGAGAGAGGUUGGUGACUUGGAUCUAGAGGAAGAAGUAGAUAGUAUCAGUGACCCAGGUAAGUUUAGGUGUGGAGUACGGAGAGAGGUUUGGAGCCUUGGAUCUAGAGGAAGAAGUAGAUAGUAUCAUGACCCAGGUAAGUUCAGGUGUGGAGUACGGAGAGAGGUUGGAGCCUUGGAUCUAGAGGAAGAAGUAGAUAGUAUCACUGACCCAGGUAAGUUCAGGUGUGGAGUACGGAGAGAGGUUGGUGACUUGGAUCUAGAGGAAGAAGUAGAUAGUAUCAGUGACCCAGGUAAGUUCAGGUGUGGAGUACGGAGAGAGGUUGGUGCCUUGGAUCUAGAGGAAGAAGUAGAUAGUAUCACUGACCCAGGUAAGUUUAGGUGUGGAGUACAGAGAGAGGUUGGUGACUUGGAUCUAGAGGAAGAAGUAGAUAGUAUCAGUGACCCAGGUAAGUUUAGGUGUGGAGUACGGAGAGAGGUUGGUGACUUGGCGGCCACAGGGGAUUCCAAAACUAUUAUUGUGCUUUUACUUCAAUCAACAAGUAUUUUAAAUCCCCUUUCAAUGUUCCCUUACUGAUUCUAACAUAUUCUCACAGGAGAGAGCUCCAAUCCAGGCUCAGACAGCGAUCCCAGUACCACAGCAUCAGGAAACCAUAAACACAGGCAGAGGAACUCAAGAUGGAAACAUCAUCACUGCAUGGACUGCU